GGAAAACGAUACAGUGUGGUUGAAUUAGCUUUACAGAUAAUGCUAAACACUUAAACUCUUCCUUCAGAGUGGCUGAAUUGAUGCUAUUUUGGAAUUGCUAAAACGGGUUUACAGACAGAGCGAUGCCUGAAGACAACAUGGACACACCGUGUAUGGUUACCUGCACGGCUCCUAUGAAUAUAGCUGUUAUUAAAUACUGGGGCAAGAGGGACGAAGAUUUAAUUUUACCCAUCAAUUCAUCUUUAAGCGUCACUCUGCAUCAAGAACAGUUAAAAACAACAACGACAGUUGCAAUCAGCAGAUCCUUUAAGGAGGACAGAUUGUGGCUCAAUGGCAAAGAAGAGGACAUUUCUCAUCCAAGACUUCAGUCCUGCCUGAGAGAGAUCAGAAGAUUAGCAAGGAAGAGACGCAGUGAAAGAAACCCUCGUUCGACUGAGUCCGUGGGACUGUCUCAUAAAGUCCACAUUUGCUCUGUUAACAACUUCCCCACUGCUGCUGGACUGGCCUCUUCAGCAGCUGGCUAUGCAUGUCUGGUUUAUACGCUAGCCCAGGCAUUUGGUGUGGAAGGAGAGCUGUCAGGGAUCGCCCGUCAAGGCUCAGGCAGUGCCUGCAGAAGCAUGUAUGGUGGGUUUGUCCAAUGGAUCAUGGGAAGCAAGGAGGAUGGGAAGGACAGCGUAGCUCAGCAGGUGGAGCCAGAGAGCCACUGGCCGGAACUCAGGGUUCUUGUUCUAGUGGUGAGUCUGAUUUAUACAUUUCUCUGAAAAUGAUUGUUGACA
Messenger RNA from Cyprinodon variegatus (sheepshead minnow), 776 nucleotides. Its product is annotated as diphosphomevalonate decarboxylase-like. The record is from RefSeq and is a predicted model, not a curated record. NCBI's taxonomy places the organism in Eukaryota, Metazoa, Chordata, Actinopteri, Cyprinodontiformes, Cyprinodontidae. Bases 123 to 761 code for a protein of 212 amino acids. Gene Ontology annotation, cellular component: cytosol. Gene Ontology annotation, biological process: isopentenyl diphosphate biosynthetic process, mevalonate pathway. Gene Ontology annotation, molecular function: ATP binding; diphosphomevalonate decarboxylase activity. The transcript has 5 exons.